Talaromyces atroroseus is the source of this 435-nucleotide messenger RNA. RefSeq lists its product as hypothetical. The record is from RefSeq and is a predicted model, not a curated record. Bases 1 to 435 code for a protein of 144 amino acids. The transcript has 6 exons. Lineage: Eukaryota; Fungi; Ascomycota; Eurotiomycetes; Eurotiales; Trichocomaceae.
AUGAAGCUGUCAUCAACAGCUCUCGCCGCCUGGAUUUUCCUUGCCGGCAAUGCCAGCGCCGGACCGGCUGCCUACGGUAUCUGCCAGGCCGGAUGCGCAGGUGUCGUGACAGCAUGCUAUGGAGCAGCAGGGUUUACCUGGGGCUGCUUGUGCCGCAGUCCUUCUAGCCCCAACACCAUGAAACUGAGAGAAAGCAGCAGGCUCUGCGUCGACAUCUCGGCAAGAACUUCGAUUGAGGCUCUCAUGCUUGCCAUUGACAUAUUACUGGCAGAGGACUCUGGUGAGACCACCAUUGAGAUCGCCAGCGUCAAUCCUCCAGUCGCAAGCGAAGUUCUCGAUUACCUGGACAAGUCAUCAGGGACAUUGAUCAAUCCAGUUGACGAGAUAGAAGCUGUCACCUACCGUGACAUGUCGACCUACGACCUGACCUCAUAG